This is a messenger RNA of Prunus avium (sweet cherry), 1572 nucleotides long. Lineage: Eukaryota; Viridiplantae; Streptophyta; Magnoliopsida; Rosales; Rosaceae. The record is from RefSeq and is a predicted model, not a curated record.
UCAGAAAUGGAGAGCUUCAAAGCUCCAUUCAGGGGAAUUGCAAAAGAUGUCAAAGGAAGAGCAUUGUGCUAUAAACAAGAUUGGACUGCAGGUUUUCGUUCAGGAAUCGGGAUUUUGGCCCCAACUGCCUACAUCUUCUUUGCUUCAGCUCUUCCUGUUAUAGCUUUUGGCGAGCAACUGAGCAGAGACACAGAUGGAAGCUUGAGCACAGUGGAAACCCUGGCCUCUACUGCUAUUUGUGGUAUAAUACACUCAAUUCUAGGUGGGCAACCUCUCUUGAUUUUAGGAGUUGCAGAACCCACUGUCAUCAUGUACACCUACUUGUACGACUUUGCGAAAGGAAGGGAAGAUUUGGGACGCGAGCUGUAUUUGGCUUGGGUUGGAUGGGUUUGCGUCUGGACAGCUUUCUUUCUAGUUCUUCUUGCAAUAUUCAAUGCUUGUGAUAUAAUCAACAAGUUCACGAGGAUUGCAGGCGAACUUUUUGGCAUGUUGAUUUCUGUCUUGUUUAUUCAAGAGGCUAUCAAGGGUAUAGUGAGUGAGUUCAAAAUUCCCAAAGGUGAAGAUUCAAAGAAAGAGACACAUCAAUUUCAGUGGCUUUACACAAAUGGACUGCUGGGGGUCAUAUUUACUUUUGGCCUCCUAUAUACUGCUCUGAAGAGCAGAAAAGCAAGGUCAUGGUGGUAUACAACAGGGUGGCUCAGAAGUUUCAUUGCAGAUUAUGGUGUUCCUUUAAUGGUGCUACUGUGGACUGCGCUGUCAUUCAGUGUACCACGCAAUGUUCCCUCAGAUAUUCCUAGAAGGCUGUAUAGCCCUCUGGCUUGGGAGUCUGCAUCUUUACACCAUUGGACUGUCAUGAAGGAUAUGGGGAAGGUUCCGACUGCAUACGUCUUUGCUGCUAUUAUACCUGCUGUGAUGGUAGCGGGACUUUACUUUUUUGACCAUAGUGUCGCUUCACAGCUGGCACAACAACAGGAGUUCAAUCUAAAGAAGCCUUCUGCGUACCAUUAUGAUAUGUUGUUGCUGGGACUUAUGACACUGCUUUGUGGAUUGAUUGGGCUUCCUCCUUCUAACGGGGUCCUGCCACAGUCAACAAUGCACACUAAGAGCCUUGCUGUUCUUAAGAGGCAGUUGAUUCGAAAGAAAAUGGUGAAGAGUGCUAAGGAAAGCAUAAAACAGAAAGCUAGCAACUCUGAAAUCUAUGGAAAAAUGCAAUCUGUUUUCAUAGAGAUGGACAACUCGACUACACCUACAUCACAAGUUAAAGAGCUGGAAGAUUUGAAGGAGGCAGUAAUGAAAAGUGAAAAUAAAGGGGAUAAUGCAAAGGAUGAAUUUGAUCCUGAGAAGCUAAUUGAUGAUUACCUGCCUGUCCGAGUUAAAGAGCAGAGAGUGAGCAAUCUGUUACAGUCUCUUCUUGUGGCAGCAUCUGUUUUUGCUAUGCCAGCCAUCAAUAAGAUACCAAAAUCAGUUCUGUGGGGAUACUUUACUUACAUGGCCAUUGACAGUCUUCCAGGGAACCAAUUCUGGGAAAGGCUGUUACUUCUCUUCAUCACCCCUAGCCGGCGGUACAAGUAA